Molecule: messenger RNA, 2187 nt
Organism: Gracilinanus agilis (Agile Gracile Mouse Opossum)
Lineage: Eukaryota; Metazoa; Chordata; Mammalia; Didelphimorphia; Didelphidae
Product: tetratricopeptide repeat protein 28-like
Exons: 3
Coding region: 1-1941 (646 amino acids)
Source: RefSeq, a predicted model, not a curated record
AUGCUGCCGAGGGCCAGCGGUCCCCGGGGUGCCUCCUGGAAGCCUUGUGGUGUACGGAGAGCCUCGCGCCUGCGCUUCGGCACGGCUUCCCGUUUCUGUAGCUUAUUCAGCUCAGGCGGCCGAAGGGCCGAGACUGCCCAGCGGGCGCCGGUCCUCGGCCCCUUAGGAAGCCCCGCCAUGAUGUGUGCAGGCGAGCUCCUGCCCGCGAGUGGCCAGUGGCGCUUCGACCUCUGUGAAGUGGGCCAAGAAGAGGUGAUCCUGAAAACUGGAAAGCAAGCCAACCGGCGGACGAUCCACUUUGCUCUCCAGGCCCUGCUGUCCCUCUUCGACUCCACAGAGCUCCCCAAACGCCUCAGCCUCGACAGCUCUUCAUCGCUGGAGUCUCUGGCAUCCGCUCAGUCCAUCUCCAACCAGGCUCCCUUGGGGUAUCCCAACCCCCCCUUUUCCCCCACCUGCCCCGAGAGCGUCGCCUCAGAUGCCAUUUCCGUGUACAGCCUGAGCUCCAUCGCCUCUUCCAUGAGUUUUGUUUCCAAGGCCGAGGGCACCCUCGGGCGGCAGGACGGUGACAAGCCCAAGAACCUCUACUGCCAGCGGCCUUCAGCGCCCAGAAGCCAGCUGUCUCCCCCGGGCAGCGCCGCGCCCGGCAAAGAGGAAGAGGAAUACGAAGGGUUCUCCAUCAUUAGCAACGAGCCUUUGGCCACUUACCCAGAAAACGUCAAGCCCAGAUUUUCACCAGAUCCCAAACAGUGCCAAGCUGGGACCCCCGGGGGCGUUAAAAUUUCCGUCAGCUCCAAAGGGAGCAUGAGUACCCCCAAUUCCCCCGUCAAAAUGACUCUCAUUCCCAGCCCAAACUCGCCUUUCCAAAAAGUCGGGAAACUUGCGAGUUCGGAUACCGGAGAGUCGGACCAGUCCAGCACCGAGACCGACAGUACCGUGAAAUCCCAAGAAGAAAACCACCCAAACCUCGACCCACAAGAAUUGGCCCAGAAGAUUCUGGAGGAGACCCAGAGUCACCUCCUGGCCGUGGAGCGCCUUCAGCGGAGCGGGGGCCCGGGAACCACAAGUGCCCACGCGGAGGACGGUGCCUCCGCCCCGAGCAGCGCCCCUCGAGCGUUCAGAGCGUCGGAGACGAGCGCGUUCAGCCGGCCCCUGGGCUGCGGCCAGAAGAGCCAGCCGUCCCCGGGGCCCGGGCGGCCCAAGCCCCCCACGAGGAGCUCGUCUCUCCAGAAGGUGAGCUCGGGCUACAACAGCCCCACCGCUUCGGAGACGUCCCCCAAGGAGGCCGUGAGCCAGCACAGCGGCCGGCCUUCCCCGAGCACGGACUCCCCCAGCUCUCUGACGGACCAGCCCCACUUUAAGUUAAAGUACCCCAGCUCUCCCUACAGCUCCCACAUUUCCAAGUCUCCCAGGAACAUGUCCCCGAGCUCGGGCCACCAGUCGCCGGCCGGCAGCGCGCCUUCCCCGGCUCUGUCCUACUCCUCGGCCGGCUCGGCCCGCUCCAGCCCCGCCGACGCCCCGGAUCUGGACAAGCUGAAGAUGUCCGCCAUCGACGAGAAGGUGCAGGCGAUCCACAACCUGAAGAUGUUCUGGCAGAGCAGCCCCCAGCCUCCCCCCGGCCCCGUGAGGAUACUCCGCGGGCCGCCCGGAACCAUGACUUCCAGAAGGGACGUGCUGCACCUGCUCAACCUGUCCCCCCGCCACGGCAAGAAGGACGACGGCGUGGACAAGCUGGAGCUGAAGGAGCUCUCGCUGCAGCCACGCUCCGGCUCCCCGCCGGCCAACCCUCCCAACGGCCACAGGCGCUCGGACACGGCCCCCCUGGCCCCCUCCCCGGGGCCGCCCAGCGCCCCUCCGGCCUCCGUGCGCCCCUUGAGACUGCCGGCGGGCAACGGCUACAAGUUUCUGUCUCCCGGGAGGUUCUUCCCUUCCUCCAAAUGUUAAAAUGGCUCUCCUAGGAGGCAGCUGCAGCGCCAGGCCCGCCAAGGGCCUCGGGUUUGCUUCUGCCCACUUGCCUUAUCCGAGUGGAAGGCCAGCCAGCUUUGCUAAAGACCCGACCCGCUCCGGGACGGGCCGUGCCUCCGGAACCCCCCGGAUUCCCUGUCGUGGGGGCUCGGGCAGCCCCCGAUCCGGCCGAAGCCGGGAGAUCUUGGGGCAGUCUCACACCCUUCACCAAAUGUUCACCUUGGA